AUGCUGCUCGCCAUGUUGGCGAUGGCGUCAGGUGCGAAGGACAGGCGAAGCAGCGGGGAAGCAGCGGGAGUGGGCGGGGGAGCGGGAGCGGGAGGAGGAGGUGGGGGGGGAGUGGGCGGGGGGUCGGGACUGGGAGGAGCGGGAGCAGGACCUUCCGGCGGGGAGGGAAGGGAGGAGAUUCUGGAGGAGAGGGCCAAAGUCAUGCCCGUCUUCGUCAUGUUCUAUGCUCCGUGGUGCAAUCACUGCAAGAGGAUGGCGCAGGCAUGGAGCGAGCUCGGAGACCGAGUGAGGAAGUCGAGGGAGAUGAUCCAUAUCACCAAGAUAGACUGCACGUCGACCUACGGGAGCUCGACGUGCUCCCGGCAUGGGAUCAAGGCAUAUCCUACCAUGAAGCUUCUCUUCAACGUCCCUGAGGAGGAGACAGUACGCGAGAUCAACUACAAGCGAGCGAGGACGAGCGACGCUCUCUUCCAUUUCGCACAGGAAGCGGCGGCCAACCCUCGGAAGCUCCAGGACAAGAUCAAUGCGGAGGCAGAUGAGACGGCCCAGAGAGACGGAACCGUAGUCUUCGUCCAGUUCUUCGUGCCGUGGUGUGUCUACUGCAAGAAGCUGAAACCCACGUGGGAGGAGCUAGGGCUCGAGUUUGCUGAGCUGCCGGACGUGAUCAUCGCCAAAGUUAACUGCAAGAAGCAGAAAGUAGUCUGCAAGCAUCACGUACAGAAGGGUUAUCCGACGCUGAAGCUCUUCGUCAAUGGGACGGAGAGUCAGUAUCUAGGGCCGAGGGACCUGUCUUCCUUGAAGUUUCACGUGGAGAAGUCGCUGUGGAGGGCUGGCUUCAAACCGGACGAGUACGGCAACCUUCAGCAGUACGCAAGCCCAUAG
This is a messenger RNA of Guillardia theta CCMP2712, 882 nucleotides long. RefSeq lists its product as hypothetical. Gene Ontology annotation, cellular component: endoplasmic reticulum. Lineage: Eukaryota; Cryptophyceae; Pyrenomonadales; Geminigeraceae. The record is from RefSeq and is a predicted model, not a curated record. Gene Ontology annotation, molecular function: protein disulfide isomerase activity. The transcript has 10 exons. Gene Ontology annotation, biological process: protein folding. The coding region runs from base 1 to 882 and encodes 293 amino acids.